AUGUGAAAAUUGAUUUUUUUUCAUCUUUUUUAAUCAAGUAAUAAGUUGUUUUUUUUUAGUCAAGUAAUAAUUGUUAAAAAUAACAAUCGCGAUUAAUGUGAAAAUCGAUUUUUUUUUUUUCAUGAUUUGUCUUGAGUGGCUAGACAGGACAUUUUAAGAAUAUAAUAAAAAUAAAAAUAUUUAUUGUAUUUUUUUAAUCAAGUAAGAAUCGUUACAAAUAACAGUCGAGAUGAAUGUGAAAAUCGAUUUUUUUUUUUAAAUCAAGUAAGAAUCGUUACAAAUAAUCGCGAUGAAUGUGAAAAUUGAUUUUUUUUUUUUUUUUGUCUGAGUGGCUGGACAGGACAUUUUUGAAAUAUAAUAAAAAAUUAAAAAGUGCUUUUUAAUUUUUUUUAAAUCAAGUAAGAAUCUUUACACAUAACAAUUGCGAUGAAUGGGAAAAUAUAUAUAUAUAUUUUUUUAAAUCAAGUAAGAAUCGUUACGAAUAAUCGCGAUUAAUUUGAAAAUUGAUUUUUUUUUUUUCGUCAAGUAAGAAUCGUUACAAAUAACAAUCGCGAUUAAUGUGAAUAUCGAUUUUUUUUUUUUCAUGAUUUCUCUUGAGUGGCUAGACAGGACAUUUUAAAAAUAUAAUAAAACAUUUUUAAAAAAUGUUUUAUUUUUAUUUUUUAAAUCAAGUAAGAAUCGUUACAAAUAACAGUCGAGAUGAAUGUGAAAAUCGAUUUUUUUUUUAAUCAAGUAAGAAUUGUUACAAAUAAUCGCGAUUAAUGUGAAAAUCGAUAUUUUUUUGUAGUUUUUUUUGAACAGCCCUACUUAUUUGUAUUUCACUUUUUAAGUAUUAAUUUUUGAAUCAACUAAUCGAUGAUCAAUUGAAUGGUUACCCCUAAGAAUGUUUGUGAGUUUAGUGGCAGUCUAGGAAAAUUAUGUCAACUGUUUUAACUUGAGGAAGUCUUGUCAGAAUAUUCAGAUUUUAUUAUUUUAUCCUGUUUGGGGCCCCGGGACACCAAAGACGGGGCCAUGACCUCAACCUUUCCCACAAAACGUGGAAGCUCGCCCCUAAAAGGAGUCGCGUUUAUCCCGCAGGUAUUUUAGGACAGGUGUGUCCCAAUACUUGUGUCCAGGUGGUGAAGUGUGGAACUCUAAUUGCUCUGACAUUUAUUUCCUCCUGAGAGCGGGAGCCUCUCCACGCUCUUGACAUUUGGCUCCCCGCUGUGCGUGUGUGUGUGUGUAUGUAUGUAUGUGUGUGUGUGUGUGCGUGUGCGUGUGUGUGUGUGUGUGUGUGUGUGUGUGUGUGUGUGUGUGUUGUCAGUGCAUCAAAGUACUGUGCGUUGUCCAUGAGCACUUGUUGAGUGGCGUGUGCUACCUGAGCUGCUUUCUUGUAUUAUAUUUGCAUGUCAACUGUGAUUGGUAGCUAGCUACUUAUAGCUUUUUUCUUUUGUAAGAAAAACAUGGAGGAAAAAAAAAACUGUGUUUUUUUUUUUUCCCGGUUGACUUAUUUCAGGGUUGGGGGAUCAGAUUGUGCGCGGUCCUUCCUCCACGUCCUCCGAGGUCCGAUGAAUGUCUUCUAAUUUAUUCCCGCUUUGCCAAAAUGAAGAGUGCAAGCAUGACGGAGGUGUUUGUGGCAAGGAAGGACGGACUCGACGCCUACCUGGGACAACAAAGUCCUGCUUGGUCCUGCAGGGAUGAGUAGGACUGGUGCGGAUACGGUUUUUUCCCCUCCUAGCAGUGCGUCACUUGUCAUUCACCGUAAUGGGCAGGUGCACAUCUGACCUGGGAUCAGUUAUUAUGGGCAGGUGCACAUCUGACCUGAGAUCACUUCUUGUAGGCAGGUGCACACCUGACCUGGAAUCAGUUCUUGUGGGCAGGUGCACAUCUGACCUGGGAUCAGUUAUGGGCAUGUCCACAUCUGACCUGGGAUCAGUUCUUGUGGGCAGGUGCACAUCUGACCUUGGAUCAGUUCUUGUGGACAGGUGCACACCUGACCUGGGAUCAGUUAUUGUGGGCUGGUGCACAUCUGACCUGAGAUCAGUUCUUGUAGGCAGCUACACAUCUGACCUGAGAUCAGUUAUUAUGGGCAGGUGCACAUCUGACCUGGGAUCAGUUCUUAUGGGCAGGUGCACAUCAGUUCUUGUGGGCAGGUGCACAUCUGACCUGAGAUCAGUUCCUGUGGACAUGUCCACAUCUGACCUGGGAUCAGUUAUUAUGGGCAUGUCCACAUCUGACCUGGGAUCAGUUCUUGUGGGCUGGUGCACAUCUGACCUGGGAUCAGUUCUUUUUGGCAUGUGCACACCUGACCUGGGAUCAGUUCUUGUUGGCAUGUCUACAUCUGACCUGGAAUCAGUUCUUGUGGGCAUGUCCAAAUCUGACCUCGGAUCAGUUAUUAUGGGCAGGUGCACAUCUGACCUGGGAUCAGUUGUUAUGGGCAUGUCCACAUCUGACCUGGGAUCAGUUCUUGUGGGCAGGUGCACAUCUGACCUUGGAUCAGUUAUUGUGGGCAGGUGCACAUCUGACCAGGGAUCAGUUCUUGUGGGCAGGUGAACAUCUGACCUAGGAUCAGUUCUUGUGGGUGGUGCAUACCUGACCUGGGAUCAUUCUUGUUGGCAUGUCCACAUCUGACCUGGGAUCAGUUCUUGUAGGCAGCUACACAUCUGACCUGAGAUCAUUCUUGUUGGCAUGUCCACAUCUGACCUGGGAUCAGUUCUUGUAGGCAUGUCCACAUCUGACCUGGGAUCAGUUCUUGUAGGCAGCUACACAUCAGACCUGAGAUCAGUUAUUAUGGGCAGGUGCACAUUUGACCUGGGAUCAGUUAUUAUGGGCAUGUCCACAUCUGACCUGGGAUCAGUUAUUAUGGGCAUGUCCACAUCUGACCUGGGAUCAGUUAUUGUGGGCAUGUCCACAUCUGACUUGAGAUCAGUUCUUGUGGGCAGGUGCACAUAUGACCUGGGAUCAGUUCUUGUGGGCAGGUGCACAUAUGACCUGGGAUCAGUUCUUCUGGGCUGGUCCAAUCCUCUUGACUUGAGUGUAUA
This is a messenger RNA of Nerophis ophidion (straightnose pipefish), 3020 nucleotides long. RefSeq lists its product as uncharacterized. Lineage: Eukaryota; Metazoa; Chordata; Actinopteri; Syngnathiformes; Syngnathidae. Bases 1744 to 2532 code for a protein of 262 amino acids. The transcript has 2 exons. The record is from RefSeq and is a predicted model, not a curated record.